AUGAUUGUUGGUUUACAGAAAUAUGUUAUCCAGCAGGACAAUCCAAGAUCUAAGCGUUCGUUAUCCGAUGUCAUAGCAUCGAGUCAUCCAGAGUCUAUUCCGUCGGGACCAACUCCAUCACCGAGUCCACCAUCUACACCUCCGCAUACCCCGCCAAGAACCGACUCGAGAGUUCAUUCUACUUACAAUUCGAUAUUCGAGGCUAAAGACUUGAUAAACUCACUUGACACGUUAUUAGAAGAGUAUGAACAAUUAAUUAACAACGAUAAAGAAUAUAAGGAAACACGGAGAAAGCGCAGUUUCACACAGAAAAACAACCUAACUAAAUAUAGUUGGCGUUGUGUUAGAAGGAUUAAUAACGAGGAUUCAUUGUUUAAUCAACGGAGGGGCGCUAAGUUCUUGACAUGGGGUGGAAAGGUCGAGGAACAAGUCGACCAAUCCGAAAACCAACAACUGUGAGUUUAUAAUAACGUGUAUAAUUGUUUUUAUAGACAUAAUGGAUAUAAAGAUCCACGUUUUGAUGAUUUAUUAAUUUGUUAUAUUUAAUGUUAAUAUCAUUUAUUCUAGUGACAACGAAAAUAGUUCUACACCGGUCAACAUAGUAAACGAUUAUUACAUGACUUACAGUUGUCUGUGGUUUGUUCCUAGAGGCCCAAAUAUAUUGGAAUAUUCUGUUGUUU
This is a messenger RNA of Cinara cedri, 680 nucleotides long. The record is from the annotation of a GenBank genome assembly. NCBI's taxonomy places the organism in Eukaryota, Metazoa, Arthropoda, Insecta, Hemiptera, Aphididae.